GAGCAGAUUGAGGAAAGGGAAAUUUAAAAGAAGGUGAGAGAAUCUGGUGGGCUUUGAGCUGUGAUUUAGCUGUCUAUUAUCAAAUCCCCUCUAACCUCCUCCUCCUCCCACUGGUGCAAACUACAAACACACAUCUCCAAAAUCCCUAGAAAACAGUCCCCACUACUCUUCUCCUCCUCCCCAUUACCCAUUCCCAUUAUCCCAAACCCAAAAUCUCUCUCUCUCUUCUUCUUCUUCUUCUUCUUCUUCUUGUUCCUCAGAUCUCUAGGUCAAUUCAAUCCCCAUUUGCAAUCUCAGCUCAAGAAAUUAAUUUCUUUUGUGUGUAGGGUUUAAAAGACCAACAAAUAAAAAGUGGGCAUUUGAGGAGUCAGAUGUCUGAUGUGAGAUGAAGAAGAAGACCACUCUCUUUGAUUUUUCUCUUCUUCUCCUCACUGCUGCUUUCUUCUUUGCUUCUACCCUCUCCUCAUCCAGCCACAUUAUCAGCCAUGGAAGUCUCACCGACGCCGAGGCCCUCUACAUCAAGCAGCGCCAGCUGCUCUACUACCGGGACGAGUCCGGCGACCGGGGAGAGAUCGUGAAAGUAGACCCUUCUCUGGUUUUCGAAAACAAGAGACUCCGAAAUGCUUACAUAGCAUUGCAAGCUUGGAAGGAGGCUAUUCUCUCCGACCCUUUCAAUCUCACCGGGGAUUGGGUCGGAUCUAAUGUCUGCAGCUACACCGGAGUGUUCUGUGCUCCGGCGCCGGACAACAGCUCUAUCCGAACCGUCGCCGGCAUUGACCUCAACCACGGCGAUAUUGCUGGCUACUUGCCGGAGGAGCUUGGGCUGCUCACAGAUCUCGCAUUGUUCCACAUCAAUUCCAACAGGUUCUGUGGGACUGUGCCGCACAAAUUCCGGAACCUGAAGCUGCUUUUCGAGCUGGAUAUCAGUAACAAUCGAUUUGCCGGUAAGUUCCCGCAUGUUGUGCUUAAGCUUCCUGAGCUGAAAUUCUUGGAUCUGAGGUUCAAUGAGUUCGAGGGGACUGUGCCCAAGGAGCUGUUUGACAAGGACCUGGAUGCUAUUUUCAUCAACCAUAACCGGUUCAGGUUCGAUCUGCCGGAUAAUUUCGGGAACUCGCCGGUCUCCGUCAUCGUUCUGGCCAACAACAAGUUCCACGGUUGCGUUCCUUCCAGCCUGGGCAACAUGUCGAACCUGAACGAGAUUAUUCUGAUGAACAAUGGGUUCAGGUCCUGCUUGCCGGAGGAGAUUGGGAUGCUGAAGAACUUGACGGUGUUCGACGUCAGCUACAAUCAGUUCUUGGGUUCGCUGCCGGACACAAUUGGAGGGAUGGUGAGCCUUGAGCAGCUCAAUGUGGCUCAUAACUUGCUGUCUGGGUCGAUUCCGCCGGCUAUUUGCACGUUGCCGAGGCUGGAGAACUUCACUUACUCUUAUAACUUCUUCACCGGCGAGCCUCCGGUGUGUCUGGCCUUGCCUAGUUUCGAUGACAAGCGGAAUUGCUUGCCGAAUAGGCCGUCACAGAGGUCGGCGGCGCAAUGUAAGUCGUUCUUGUCUAAGCCUGUGAAUUGCAAUUCUUUUGGUUGCAAGCCUUUCACUCCUUCACCGACACCCUCAAUUCCUGUUCCUUCACCUCCGGUUGUGACUCCCUCGCCGCCGGUCUUUGUACCCCAAUCACCACCACCUCCGCCGCCCUCACCUCUUCCCCCAGUUUCCUCACCCCCACCUCCUCCGCCGUCUCCGCCACCACCAGUUUUCUCACCACCGCCGCCGCCACCGUCACCUCUACCCCCAGUUUCCUCACCCCCACCUCCUCCGCCGUCUCCGCCACCCCCAGUUUCCUCACCACCGCCGCCGCCAGUUUACUCUCCACCACCGCCUCCACCCUCACCUCCUCCCCCAGUUUACUCACCACCUCCACCACCACCCUCACCUCCGCCGCCAGUUUACUUACCACCACCACCACCACCUCCUUCGCCUCCUCCACCAUCACCUCCCCCUCCAGUUUCCUUGCCGCCACCUUCUCCACCCCCACCAUCAGUCUCACCGCCAUAUUGCGUCCGUUCCCCACCACCACCGCCCCCAAAUUCACCUCCACCGCCUUCUCCAUUGAGUUCUCCACCUCCACCAGCUCCUUACGUAUACUACUCACCCCCGCCUCCUACUCCACAUUCACCACCUCCACCACCACAUUCACCACCACCACCAAUUUAUCCUUACUCAUCACCUCCACCUCCACCACCUGUCCAUUCCCCACCUCCCCCUUCCCCACCUCCUUGUAUAGAACCGCCCCCACCACCACCUCCUCCUUGCAUUGAAUUACCCCCGCCGCCGCCCCCGCCAUCACCACCACCAUGUCCUGAGUCCUGGGCGCCGCCACCACCUACCUACCAUCACUUGCCACCACCAUCUCCUUCACCGCCACCAACACCAGUGUAUGAGUCUCCUCCCCCACCUCCGGUCCACCAUUCACCACCACCACCGGUUUAUCAAUACAGUUCUCCACCGCCACCAAAUUCACCUCCUCCAUGUGUUGAAGCAAGCCCGCCGCCUCCCACUCCUGUAUAUGAGGGCCCAUUGCCACCAGUCUUUGGAGUUUCAUACGCGUCUCCUCCGCCACCACCCUUCUAUUGAUUCUUUUGAGAAUUUUCCUCCUCUAACCUUUCCUGGAGCACCAACAAACUCAGCGUCAUUGGCAUUUUCUCUGUUGGGCAAUUCUCAUCGCUCAGUGGGAAAACAAAAAAAAAAAAAUGUAUAAUUGAGAUUGUAUUGUAUGCAAUUCCUGGAGUCAUCAUCAUCGGCGACAACAAAUGUCUCAAGAAAAGAACAAAAAGAAAAGGGUGAAAGCAUAGACAUGAAUAUCACUAUAGAUUGAGAGAGGUAAGAGGAGAAAGUCUCUCCCAUAUUUAUUUGAAUUGUUAUGGAUAUUUGGGGUUGUGAAAUAAAAAUGGCAGAGAAAGAGUAGGUUGCAGAGAAUGUUGUAUGUAUAGGGAUGAAUGAAUUCAGGCUACAAACACAGCAGUACCGCCUUCUGCUAGCUGCUUCUGCUGCUGAUUUGUGGUUUUAGGGUUUUAUUGUUAUUGUCUCAUUUAUAUCAUACUUUUGUUUCUUCUCGUUUCCAAAUUCUAUAGUAUAAUCAUGAACACUUUACUUGUAUUAAGUUUCAGAGUUCACAUCAUUCCAAUUCCCUCUUGAUGUUAUAAGAUUAAAA
Rosa chinensis is the source of this 3203-nucleotide messenger RNA. Its product is annotated as leucine-rich repeat extensin-like protein 4. The transcript has a single exon. The coding region runs from base 386 to 2626 and encodes 746 amino acids. Gene Ontology annotation, molecular function: protein binding. Lineage: Eukaryota; Viridiplantae; Streptophyta; Magnoliopsida; Rosales; Rosaceae. The record is from RefSeq and is a predicted model, not a curated record.